GCUGUGUCAGCUGCAGCUGGUUACUGCACUUCUCCAUGUGGCAGACAGCAAAGCCACAGCGCUCUCUCUGCUGGAUUAGAGACAGCCCACAGACCAGAACUUCCACUACGCUACUUAAAUUUACAUAGGUGGCUUGUCAAGUUCAAUCGAUUAGUAUUAUAAAAAGAAAAAGAAGUUCUUCCUUACAGCGUGGAGUCAACCGUCCCAAACAAAAAUGCAGCUGCCAUUAACAUCGUAGAUGAACAAACUUCUACACUGAUUUUUUAAAACAUCAAGAAUAAGUGCAGCAAGUUUCUGGAUUCAUAUUAUCAACAGAUACAAAAGGUGCUAAACUUCUGGAUGCCAACUUCAUCUGAAAAUGGGGAGCAUGGUAAUCUGUCUCAGAGAGCCGUGAUGAGAAGUAAACGACUUAAUACAUAAAAAGGGCUUAAAAUGCUGCUGGCCCUGAAAAAGCACCUAACAGACGUCGUUGUACAACCUCAUUUCAAAAUGAAAGCUUUAGUUUGGACCCUAGGUAUGGUACUCUUCCUAGUAAUGGGCACCGGACACUGCAGAGGAGGACAGCUCAAAAUAAAAAAAAUAACCCAGAGGAGAUAUCCUCGUGCUACAGAUGGUAAAGAGGAAGCAAAGAAAUGCUCAUACACAUUCCUGGUACCUGAACAAAAAAUAACAGGGCCCAUCUGUGUCAACACCAAAGGGCAAGAUGCAGGUACCAUUAAAGAUAUGAUCACCAGGAUGGACCUUGAAAAUCUGAAGGACACACUUUCCAAACAGAAGCGAGAGAUAGAUGUCCUGCAAUUGGUGGUGGACGUAGAUGGAAACAUUGUAAACGAAGUAAAGCUGCUGAGAAAGGAAAGCCGUAACAUGAACUCUCGUGUUACUCAACUCUAUAUGCAACUACUACAUGAGAUUAUCCGUAAGAGGGAUAAUUCCCUUGAACUUUCUCAGCUGGAAAAUAAGAUCCUCAAUGUUACCACAGAGAUGCUGAAGAUGGCAACAAGGUACAGGGAAUUAGAGGUGAAAUACGCUUCCUUGACUGAUCUUGUCAAUAACCAGUCUGUGAUGAUCACUUUGUUGGAAGAGCAGUGCUUGAGGAUAUUUUCCCGACAAGACACACAUGUGUCGCCCCCUCUAGUCCAGGUGGUGCCACAACACAUUCCCAACAGUCAUCAGUACACUCCAGGUCUGCUGGGAGGUAAUGAGAUACAGAGGGAUACAGGUUAUCCCAGAGACUUAAUACCACCACCAGAUCUAGCAACCUCACCCACCAAAAGCCCUUUUAAGAUACCUCCAGUGACUUUCAUCAAUGAAGGACCAUUUAAAGACUGUCAGCAUGCAAAGGAAGCUGGGCAUUCAGUCAGUGGAAUUUAUAUGAUUAAACCUGAAAACAGCAAUGGACCAAUACAAUUAUGGUGUGAGAACAGUUUGGAUCCUGGGGGUUGGACUGUCAUUCAGAAAAGAACAGAUGGCUCUGUCAACUUCUUCAGAAACUGGGAAAACUACAAGAAAGGAUUUGGAAACAUUGAUGGUGAAUAUUGGCUUGGACUAGAAAAUAUCUAUAUGCUUAGCAACCAAGAUAAUUAUAAGUUGUUGAUUGAAUUAGAAGACUGGAGUGAUAAGAAAGUCUAUGCAGAAUAUAGUAGCUUUCGUCUAGAACCUGAAAGUGAAUUCUACAGACUGCGCCUGGGAACUUACCAGGGAAACGCAGGAGAUUCUAUGAUGUGGCACAAUGGUAAACAAUUCACAACACUGGACAGAGAUAAAGAUAUGUAUGCAGGCAACUGCGCUCACUUCCAUAAAGGAGGCUGGUGGUACAAUGCCUGUGCUCAUUCCAAUCUGAAUGGAGUGUGGUACAGAGGAGGCCAAUACAGAAGCAAACACCAAGAUGGGAUUUUCUGGGCUGAAUACAGAGGCGGGUCAUACUCCCUGAGAGCAGUUCAGAUGAUGAUAAAGCCUAUUGACUGAGGAGAGAAGGUUUCCAAUUUAAGCCACACAAAAUUCCUAAUUCUUCAGUUUCCCAAACUGUAAAUGCUACAUGUAUAUUACUUUGCAAAAUUUAUUUCUAUAUAGUUUGUAAAAUGAAUUUUUCUACAACUAGAAAAAAGAUCUGUGAACGUAGUUUUCAGUAUACUUCAGAUAAUUAUUUGUAUCCAUAUUCUAGUUAUUUCAAAAAUUAUAUUGAGUGAACACAGGUAAAGU
Molecule: messenger RNA, 2199 nt
Organism: Octodon degus (degu)
Lineage: Eukaryota; Metazoa; Chordata; Mammalia; Rodentia; Octodontidae
Gene: Angptl1
Product: angiopoietin like 1
Exons: 6
Coding region: 433-1965 (510 amino acids)
Biological process (GO): cell surface receptor protein tyrosine kinase signaling pathway
Source: RefSeq, a predicted model, not a curated record